Molecule: messenger RNA, 2173 nt
Organism: Capsicum annuum
Lineage: Eukaryota; Viridiplantae; Streptophyta; Magnoliopsida; Solanales; Solanaceae
Product: sucrose transport protein
Exons: 5
Coding region: 144-1694 (516 amino acids)
Biological process (GO): sucrose transport
Cellular component (GO): plasma membrane; vacuole
Molecular function (GO): sucrose:proton symporter activity
Source: RefSeq, a predicted model, not a curated record
UCCAUUCCAACAAACACCAUGCAUUGCCACUGCCUCCGAAAAACAAUAUAAAUACCCCUCACUCUCCCCCUUUCCUUCAACAUUCAAACCAAAAUCUUUUCCCUAUACGCACACAAUUACAAAGUAAUUUUAUUUAGCUAAAAAUGGAGAAUGGUACGAAAAGAGAGGGCUUAGGAAAACUAAAUGUUUCCUCUUCACUACAAGUUGAACAGCCUUUACCAAAAUCCAAAUUAUGGAAAAUAAUAAUGGUCGCUUCUAUAGCUGCUGGUGUUCAAUUUGGUUGGGCUCUUCAACUCUCUUUACUUACACCUUAUGUUCAAUUACUUGGAAUUCCACAUAAAUAUGCCUCUUUUAUUUGGCUAUGCGGUCCUAUUUCUGGUAUGAUUGUUCAACCAGUUGUCGGUUAUUAUAGUGACAAUUGCUCCUCCCGUUUUGGGCGUCGCCGGCCGUUUAUUGCCGCCGGUGCUGCACUUGUUACUAUUGCUGUUUUUCUUAUUGGUUUUGCUGCUGACCUUGGACAUGCCUCCGGUGACCCGCUUGAAAAAGGAUCUAAGCCUCGUGCUAUUGCUGUUUUUGUUGUUGGCUUUUGGAUCCUCGACGUUGCCAACAAUAUGUUACAGGGCCCAUGCAGAGCACUUCUGGCAGAUCUGUCCGGCGGAAAAUCGGGGAGAAUGAGGACAGCAAAUGCAUUUUUCUCAUUCUUCAUGGCCGUCGGUAACAUUCUUGGCUACGCUGCCGGUUCCUAUUCUAAGCUUUACAAAGUUUUCCCUUUCUCAAAAACCCAAGCAUGCGACAUCUACUGUGCAAAUCUCAAAAGCUGUUUCUUCAUCGCCAUCUUCCUUUUGCUCAGCUUAACAACCUUAGCCUUGAGUUUCGUCCGCGAAAGCGAACUUCCAGAGAAAGAAGAACAAGAAAUUGACGAGAAAUUGGCUGGUGCUGGAAAAUCGAAAGUGCCGUUUUUCGGCGAGAUUUUUGGGGCGUUGAAGGAUUUGCCACGACCCAUGUGGAUUUUGUUACUGGUGACUUGUUUGAACUGGAUUGCGUGGUUUCCGUUUUUCUUGUACGAUACAGACUGGAUGGCUAAGGAAGUUUAUGGUGGAAAAGUAGGUGAUGGGAGGUUGUAUGAUUUGGGUGUACGUGCUGGAGCAUUGGGAUUGUUGUUGCAAUCUGUGGUGUUAGGGUUUAUGUCACUUGGGGUAGAGUUUUUGGGGAAGAAGAUUGGCGGUGCCAAGAGGUUAUGGGGGAUUUUGAACUUUGUUUUGGCUACUUGCUUGGCCAUGACGAUUGUGGUUACUAAAAUGGCAGAGAAAUCGCGCCAGCACCAUGCCGGUACCGGCUUACUUAUGGCUCCCACGCCUGGUGUUAAGAUCGGUGCCUUGACUCUCUUUGCUCUCCUUGGUAUUCCUCUUGCGGUCACUUUUAGUAUUCCAUUUGCUUUGGCAUCCAUAUUUUCUAGUAAUGCUGGUUCAGGACAAGGUUUGUCACUAGGAGUUCUGAAUCUUGCAAUUGUUGUACCACAGAUGUUGGUGUCAAUUGUGGGAGGGCCAUGGGAUGCUUUGUUUGGAGGAGGAAACUUGCCGGGAUUUGUGGUUGGUGCAGUUGCAGCUGCAGCAAGUGGCGUUUUAGCACUCACAUUGUUGCCAUCUCCUCCUGCUGAUGCCAAGCCAGCGGUCGCCAUGGGCGGUUUCCAUUGAAUAAUAACUAAACAAGAAGAAGAAACAGCUUUUUUUUUUUUCUUUUUAAUUAGCACUUCUCUUUUGUAACUUUUAUUUUUAUUUUUUAGCCUUUUUUAUUGAUCUUUCCAGAAAACAAACAUAACAUGGAGGAGGCUAUCUUUACAAGUGGCAUGUCCAUGUGUAUCUCUUUUCUUUUCAUAAAGCUCUCUAGAGGAAGAAUUGGAGGAUCUGUCAUGGGGCCUUUCAUUUCUUCCGAACAAAUGGGGUGUGUGAAGUUGUUUUCACUUUGUGUGUAACAAGAAGUUGUCCAGUAUAACAUGUCUGGGCAAAUGCUUUGUACCUUACUCUUUUUUUUUUUUUUUUGCUUCUUUUUUGUAAUUUUCUUCUUGGAAGGUAGUAAAAAAGUGGUUGGGUGGAGGUGGGGUACUAGGGGGUUGGUGAAGGGAGACUUAAGAAAACUUGUACUUAAAGUGGAAUUAAAAUUGAUCUAUCAUGUC